AUGGCUACACUGACAAAGAUAAAGACUAGACGUAGUUCCAGUCGACUGGGCGAAACUUGUGAUUCUUUCAAAAUAAACACCACUUCGUAUAACCUACAGGAAGACAGCGAUGGUUUGCAGAGUGCAGUGCAACAAAACAGCAGCACUGCCACCAAUGCAGUUGAGGCAGCUCAAGAUCAAGCGUACCAUGGAUCACUCUGGGCCAAAGUUGAAAGAAAUCAGAUACCAUUAUCAAGAAACUUGAUGAUUUUACUAUACACUUUGAACAUGUUGAGUUCCAAUGCCAACAUAAUCAAUUUUACAAGCAAGUUUUUACAUUUACAAAAUCAAGUUGGAUAUAAUCUGCAAGGUAAACCAAUUUAUGAUAUUCACAUUGAUGACAUUUACUUUGUCAUCAAUUGGGUUAUUACCGUCACUUUUCUUCGAUCUUUCUUGAUGAAGUAUUGUUUUGGCCCAUUUGCUGCUAAAUUUUGCAGCAUUCAUUCACGUAAAGCCAAGAUAAGAUUUGCUGAACAAAGUUGGUCUUUUGUUUACUAUAGUAUUUCAUUCAUGUAUGGGGUAUACUUGUAUUUGGAUGCUCCAUACUAUAACAAUUUAGAUCAGAUAUACAUAAAUUGGCCUAAUUUUGUCAUGGAUGCUAGAUUUAAAAGUUAUUAUUUGAUUUCAAUGGCGUUCUGGUUACAACAGAUAUUUGUGUUACACGUGGAAAAACCCAGGAAAGAUCAUUAUCAAAUGUUUAGUCAUCAUAUUAUUACUUGUUGCUUGAUUAUUGGUUCAUACUAUUACUAUUAUUUUAGAAUUGGUCAUUUGAUUUUGAUGAUCAUGGAUUCUGUUGAUAUCUUUUUAGCAGCGGCCAAGAUGUUGAAAUACGCUGGUAGGUUGGUUGCUUGUGAUGCCAUGUUUGUAUUAUUUUUGGUUAGUUGGAUUGCAUUACGACAUGGGGUAUACAACUACAUCUUUUAUCACGCUUGGCAUAAGUCUGUCCAUUUGAUGCAAGAUGGCGAAUGCAUGGUUGGAUCCGUGCAAAAAAGAUGCUGGACACCAACUGUAAUCAAUACAUUUAUGGGGUUGCUAGGUGGUUUACAAAUAAUUACAUGUAUUUGGAUGUAUUUGAUUUCUAAAGUUGCUUACAAAGUUGUCAUUGGAGUUGGUGCCGAAGAUGUCAGAAGUGAUGAAGAUGAUACUGAUUUUGAAAAAGAAGGUGAAGAGGACAAGACUGGAGUGUUUGAAGAAAACGAGGGGGAACUUUAUGGAGAUGCAUAUGGUGAUUACGAAGACGAAGAAGACGAAAAGGAAAUCGAGCUGGACAUCAAUGACACGACUGAUAUUGUUAUAGAUGUUGAAAGUGAAGUUAGCGUAUAUGAAAUGGAAGAAAAAGAGGAUGUAAGCUAG
This is a messenger RNA of Lodderomyces parapsilosis, 1392 nucleotides long. RefSeq names its product Lac1p (gene LAC1). The transcript has a single exon. Gene Ontology annotation, cellular component: membrane. The record is from RefSeq and is a predicted model, not a curated record. Gene Ontology annotation, molecular function: sphingosine N-acyltransferase activity. Gene Ontology annotation, biological process: ceramide biosynthetic process. Bases 1 to 1392 code for a protein of 463 amino acids. Lineage: Eukaryota; Fungi; Ascomycota; Pichiomycetes; Serinales; Debaryomycetaceae.